Messenger RNA from Ruditapes philippinarum (Manila clam), 1917 nucleotides. Its product is annotated as heat shock 70 kDa protein 12A-like. The transcript is spliced from 3 exons. Bases 47 to 1261 code for a protein of 404 amino acids. Gene Ontology annotation, molecular function: ATP binding; ATP-dependent protein folding chaperone. Lineage: Eukaryota; Metazoa; Mollusca; Bivalvia; Venerida; Veneridae. The record is from RefSeq and is a predicted model, not a curated record.
GGUGUUAACUGUACCUGCAAUAUGGACAGAUGCAGCCAAAAAGUUUAUGAGGGAGGCUGCAUUGGAGGCUGGUAUACAGUCAGAUUGUUUGUCCUUAGCACUUGAACCUGAAGCUGCCUCCAUGUUUUGCAAGCUCCUUCCAGUUGACUGCCUGAAACAUAACAAUUCGACAUCUACUGAGGCUUUUAAACCAGGAACAAGUUACAUUGUCCUUGACCUUGGCGGUGGCACUGUUGAUGUGACUGUUCAUCACCUAGAGUAUGAUGGAAAGCUAAGUGAGAUCGCUCGUGCAAGUGGCGGUGCGUGGGGUGGUACUCAAGUUGAUGAAGCAUAUUUAAGAUUUCUCCAAAAUGUGUUUGGCAAUGAAGUCUUUCAAGCAUUCAGAGAAAACAACACAGCCGAUUUCCUUGAAAUGCUGAGAGAAUUUGAAACAAAAAAGAGAACUAUAAAUAAAAAGAAAGAAGGCAACAUAGUUAUCAGGUUUGCAGCUUCCCUUUCCGAAACAUACAAAGAAAAAUGCAGCAAAUCUCUUGCUAAUCACAUAUUGCCAGGACAUCUAGGAUCAUCUGUCCAAAUAAAGCGGGAUAAAAUACAUGUUGAUGCAAAUACAAUGAAGAAAUUCUUUUCAGAUUCGAUCACAAAUACAAGGAAACAUGUUACUAAGAUUUUAGAAGAGAACGAAUUCAGAGAAAUCGAUACGUUAUUACUUGUUGGAGGAUUUUCUGAAUCGGACAUAGUUCAGGAGAGCGUGAGAGAAGCAUUUCAAAACAAAAGAAUCAUCGUACCUAGUGAACCUGGCUUAGCCGUUUUAAAAGGGGCAGUACUGUUUGGCCAUAAUCCUUCGGUUAUGAAAUCAAGAAUAAGCAAGUAUACUUACGGAACGGAGAAUAUUCCUCCUUUUGUUGAUGGCACAGACCCAGAGAAAUACAAAGUUUUUGAAAAUGGCAUAUACAAAUGCAGAUAUCAUUUUCUUCCAUUUGUACGAGCUGGUGAAAUGGUUCCCGUUGGUACAGUUGUCCAAGAACACGUUGUUUCAGAUACAUUUGAUGUUACAGAAGGAAUUGGAAUAUAUGCAUCUACAGAAAAAUGUCCAACGUAUGUCGUUAAUGACAGUUGUUUUCGAGUCGGUACUUUAUAUCUUGAUAAACCGCGGCAACAUCUUACGCUUGAAAUGCGUUUCGGGGAGACCGAAAUCUCUCUGCAAUGCUUUUUUGAAUCAGGUGAUAAGAAAACAAUAGAUUUUGAUUUUUUAUGUACAUAAGUAAAAACGGUCAGUGGCUCUCUAAUGAUGCUUGUUAUAACGCAUGUUUAUGCAACUGCUGCAUUGAAAGAAGUUUUUCAUGCAAAUAUGAUGUGUAUACAUAAGACCAAGCAUUCCGACUGAAGAAUAUGAUAUUACUUCGAAUAAGGUACCCAUCCUAUUAUAUUCUUUAUAUUUAAGUACUGCCACCAAUAUUUUUAAACACACUUUACAGAACGAAUAUGCCUUUUGCAUUCGUUUGCUUUGCAAUUCGUUACAACAUUUCAGGAACUAAUUAUAUAUCUAUCAUUACUUGAGCAACGAACUAGAUUUGUGCAGGUACAAUGUGUAUUAUAAAUGUGUUAAGACAACCCAAAAUGUUUUUUUUUUGGAUCGGAUAAUACAUCAUUUUCAAUUGUGAUGAAAAUACGUGCAAACAUAUUCAUGUUGCCUUAAUAUGAUCAAUAUGAAGACGUAAUUGCUAUCAUAAAUUACCUAAUUAUUUUACUAAGUUUCUAUCAUUGUCAUUCAGAUAUAAUUUUACAAUUCAUUUGUUGUUCACAAACUCUCUAAGGACUGGGUAUUAGUUAACAGGCAUUCUAUGGAGAUGUCAUAUUAAUUUUUAUUCUAUCUUCUUAAAAGUACCAAACGUUUUUUUAGAAGAAGCUCUGACCCAA